This is a messenger RNA of Zootermopsis nevadensis, 7893 nucleotides long. RefSeq names its product homeobox protein caupolican. Gene Ontology annotation, cellular component: nucleus. Gene Ontology annotation, biological process: regulation of transcription by RNA polymerase II; neuron differentiation; cell development. The record is from RefSeq and is a predicted model, not a curated record. Gene Ontology annotation, molecular function: DNA-binding transcription factor activity, RNA polymerase II-specific; RNA polymerase II cis-regulatory region sequence-specific DNA binding. NCBI's taxonomy places the organism in Eukaryota, Metazoa, Arthropoda, Insecta, Blattodea, Termopsidae.
GAGGCAGGGCGUCAGUUCAGCGAGUGAACCACCAAACACGGCUCGGUCGUGGCGGAAGUUGCGUCGUGCUGUUACAAGCGUUCUCUCUCUCUAUCUCUCUCCCUCUCUCUCUCUCCCUCCAUCACCACCGCCGCCGCCGCACACCGCUGUGAAAACCUUGUUCAUCGUCCACCAACAGUCGAUACGGCGUCAGCUGAACAGCUAACAAUCACAUCCCACCUCACCAUUGUUCUAGUUAUCGAGUGAAUAUCUUCGUGGUGCAACAAGUUCUGAUUUUUGUCUCAUUUUAUCGCAUCCACCCUUCACCCCCGCCAAAUAUUGUGGGGGUAAAAGUCUCAUGUCUGGAAUUUGGUAACGAGCCAUUAAAUUAUAGUAAGUGAAUUAAAACGGAUUUGUUUUGAAACUGGAAAAGAACUAAACCGACGAGUGUUGACGUUACAAAAAUAAAGUGUUACCAUGGAGAUGGGAGAGGACUCCUGGGAACACCACGUGACCCCGCUUCUGAUGAACUGUGCACAAGAAGACAAUGUCGGAGAAGGACAUGGGGAAUAUCUUCACCAGGCUGAAGAGUUACUGGUGGCUGGACAGCCUACGACGGCUACGUCUCCACCUCUUGGUGUGGGCGCGGGUUCCGGGGGCAGUGUGACGGCUGGCGCGGUGUCCCCGGGGAGUGGCGGCGGUGCGACAGGUAAUAGUGCGCCGCCCCCAGCGGGCGCCACGUCGUGUUGUGAGAACGGUCGUCCCAUCAUGACGGACCCAGUGUCUGGACAGACCGUCUGCUCCUGCCAGUACGACUCGGCCAGACUUGCCCUGUCAUCCUACCCCCGGUUGUCGACGUCGGGGGUUGGCGUCUAUGGUACCCCCUACCCGUCCACCGACCAGAAUCCUUACCCAAGCAUUGGCGUCGAUAGUUCGGCAUUCUACUCGCCGUUGAGUAAUCCGUAUGCGUUGAAGGACGGCAGCUCCUCGGCAGACAUGUCUGCGUGGACGAGUGCAGGGCUUCAGCCCACCACCGGCUACUACCCCUACGACCCCGCGUUGGCUGCUUACGGUUACGGCGCUGGGUACGAUCUGGCGGCUCGGAGGAAGAACGCGACGCGCGAAUCGACGGCGACGCUGAAAGCGUGGCUGAACGAACACAAGAAGAACCCUUACCCGACCAAGGGCGAGAAGAUAAUGCUGGCCAUCAUCACCAAGAUGACGCUCACACAGGUGUCCACGUGGUUCGCCAACGCUCGGCGUCGGCUCAAGAAGGAGAACAAGAUGACGUGGGAGCCGAAGAACAAAACGGACGACGACGAUGACGCCAUCGUGUCUGACAGCGAUGAAAAGGACAAGGACGACCUCCUCAUGGACGGCGACAAACUCAAGGAUUCCAGAAACCGUGAUGACAAAGAUUCGUUGCACCACGUGAAGGCAGAACACCACCUUGACAAGGAUUGCAUGGACGAUGAUGAUGAGAUGGAUGACGACGACGACCGUAAGCCGGGUGACCUCCUGAUGGUGGGAAACCACCACCACCAUCUGCAUCACCAUCCCCACCACCACUCCAUUCUCGGUGGUGGCGGCCUCAAGGAUGAGAUGGGUAAAAAUGGACCGCCGUCCGACUGCGGCGUACCAAUCCCUGCUACGAAACCCAAGAUCUGGUCCCUGGCUGACACCGCGGCCUGCAAGACGCCUCCGCCGCCACCGAGCUCCCAACAGCAGCCUUGGCUCAUGCCAAGCACAGGAUGUGGAAGCAUGGGCAUGAAUAUGAGCAUGAACAGCUUCGCCCUGCCCUCCGCUGCUAUGAGUCCUUCUGCAGCAGCGGCAGCGCCAUAUUCGCGGUACGGGGGGCUCCUCUCGGGGCCCUACGGAGGCGGCGGUGGAAACGGAGUGGGCGCGUGUUCGGCCUCGGUCGGGGCGUCGGGGUUUCCGGAGGUUCAGACCGACACCCCGCCCCAGACACCACCCAACAUGAAACUACCUAGUGUCGCCGGCAAUCUUCUAGGAGGGCCUACGUCGUGUUUCGGCAGCGGCGCUGGUGCGGGACCGGGUGCCCAAUCGUCCACAUCUGCCACUACUACUGCCUCCACGACGGGGUACGGAGCAGCACCAGGGCACCACAACUUCCUCGGCAACUUCGGCCGUCUUCAGCAGUCGCCACAGAAAGAGAGGCCGAGCGGAAAAGAUGCAGCCUACCAGCACCACGGACACAUGAUGGCGGCUGGCAACUCAAACCAGGGCCCGAACGAGGGCACCGCCUUUAAACCCUUCUACAAGAGUUCUCAACCAAUGGGUGGAGGGUUCGUGUCGCCAGUCUAAGGGGGCCUGCGCAUGCGCCAAUAAUGUGAAUUGCCAGACGUCGCUGCCGUCAGCUCAAGGAGAACGCUGUUUUGCUGUACCGUAGAUGCGUGAGAUGUUCCUGACCGCGUGACGAAGAUCUCACUCCUAGAGUUGGGACUGCACUGUACAGUAUACGAAGCCCUUUUAUCUCAUGCACCACGAAAUACACAACUGUGCAGAGAGUGAAGUGUUUUAACAGUAUUCUUGACUGAAAAGUCUCACUGGAGACAAAGCGACACGUGUUUCUGACUCUUAAUUUAAAAGAGAAGAAUAUAAGAAGAAUUAAAGGAUUCAACUUUCUUUAGUGGAAAAUUAAUAUGGGGAAUAUAUAUGAAUGGGUAAGAGAUUUGUUAAAAGUACCUGAGGAUCGUAUGCAAGAGAAGUAUCGUUAGUUCUACCAUCUUUUAACAAGACAUUAUAAAAAGAAACUAAACUCGAAAUGAGACUUUGGAGUUCACAGGGGCAAAGUGCAAGAAAGUAAAUUAGGAUGUAGCUAUUUCUAUUGGAUAUGUUGAAAAAAGUGUCUUGGUUCUGGGAGAAUAGAAUAGACAUAAUCUUAGAAAAAGAAGAAUUAGUGGUACAAAGUAUCCAAAAGUGUGUAAAUUAGAAAAUUGUGUUAAGAUUCCGAGAAAAAAAUUACGCCUUUAAUGAACCAAAAGUAAAAGAGAAAAUUAUAGGAUAUUACAGCAACAAAGAGAAAAUGUUAAGGAAUGAGGAACACGUGAAUAAUUUUUUUUUAAACAGUUUUAAGUCCUAUUUCCAGAACAGUGUACAGUCUCUCGUAAAAUACGGGCCCAAACUUUGGUCAGUAUUAAAGAUAACCUUUUUAAGCAUAUUUCUCUCUUUCGGGUUUGAAAUAUAAUUUAUAAUACGAGACAAACUUUAAGACAUAGUGACUUAUUCAGCAUAUGUUUAAUUAAUUCACAAAUGAAUUACUGAUUUACGGCGUUAAAUUCGUUAAAUGUUUAUUCAAUUUUUUUAUACAAAGUAUAUUUAUGGAAAAUACGAAAAUAUUCGUCACGUUCUCGUAUACAGAGUGUUCAAAAAUAAAUGCUGUAGAAUGACACUUUGAACAACCAAUUUAUUACUCGCCAAACAGGCAAGAGUCAGACAUCGCACCGCAGUACCUUGGAAUAGAUCGUAGAAAUUCUGCAAACAACACCUGUUGAGCCAGCAUUGAAUUGCUGUUAUGAUCACACAAGAUGGCAUCCAUAAAAACAAAUGUCGAUUUAGGAUUCACCACAUCAUGGAUGCUGUUGAAGAUAGACGGAGCAUCGUGACGCUGCUUGUGGCGAUAUUCUGAGCGUCUCCCGAAACCAAAAGCGUGUUACAUCGUUUUGCUUGCAAGUGAUAGGCCUUGCACUGUCGUGUGAAAAUAACUGAUGCCUAUUCACUGAAAUUGCAAAGAGAGAGAGCAUGGAAGUGAUGUAAUAUGUCACGCUGAGUACUGAAUUGACAUUAUCUGUGACAGGUGUGUUAAUUCCUUAGCCGACGAAUGUAUAAUUCAGAAAACCCUACCUUCUGCCACCCCACAGUUUUGAAACCUGCCCUUUGUGCCCCAGGAUUUACUGCCUGUAUGAUGAUGUGUACCACGGUGUUCAAAAUUUCAUGAUUCAACAUUUAUUCAUGUACACUCUGUGUUUAUAAAGUUUGUGCCACUUUUCUUUUUUUAACAUAACGUGAUGUUUAAUGUUGAUGUUUUAUUUAUAUUUUAUGUGUAUUUUUCCUCUCGUAUGAGUGGGGGGGGGGUCAAGAUUUUCUUAGUGUGAUCGCACACAUUUGCUUCAACUGUACAUACAAGUUUUCGCUGUGCUUUUUCCCUGAUUGCGGACUGAGCUCCACUUAUUAGAACGUAUGCAUUUAAUAUGUUCGGAUACAUAGUUCUUUACCCGUUAUUAAUGUCUGUUAAUGUAUUUCAGCUGACACAUGAAUUCACGUUGCAUACAAACUUUCAACACACAUACACAAGAGUUGGUUGAUAAUAUAUUAGAUAUAGAUAAGAAGAAACCUCACUCUCCAUCGCAAAUAAUCUUAAUGUGUAAAAAUGAUCUAUUUUAUUAGAAUUGGUGCAUAUAUUAAGUAGGUAUUCUCCAUUAUUCACUUCAUGAGUGUAUAAAUGAAAAUUUAAUGAGAUGAAUUUUAACAUGGUUGAACUUGAUCGGCCACAGAGCUGGCCGCACUUCGUAUACCGUUGAACUGGUCCAUUAUUAUGUUUUUUGCAUACACAGAUUUUAUCCCAAUGUCACGCUUGACAAAUAGGCUACUAGGAACGUACCAACAUUUUUGUCAGCAUAUAUAAUAAUCCUUCUAGUAUCGGCCUUCGGAGGCAAAAUUUAUAGAAUUUUUGUUAAUAUUUUUGGAAUCUCCGUUUAAAUUGAACACAUUCAAUUUGAAUUCUUCAGGGAUGAAAUGACAGUACAUUUUCUUGCAACCGUUUGUCGAAACGAUCGUGGCACCUUAGCCUUAAAAUACGACGCGUUCCGAUAUUAUUUCGUUAUAAUCAUAAAUUAAAAUCAAAAUUCUCCAGCAUCUGGUGGUGGUGACGAAAUAACACAAAAUUUCGUUGUAUUUUUUAUGCCAGGCGUCUGUGUUUUGUACUUCUUACGUCACGAAAUUUUUGAGUUGUACUAGAUUAGAGUUUCAUCACAUGGAACCUAUGGCAUAUUAUAGGUUCAGAUAUUCGGCAAUUGCAAAUUAAUGAGAAUCCUUCGUGAGAAGCUGAUAGUUGCUUAGCUACUCAAAUUCCCCACCUUUUAUGAAAGCAGAACGUUUGUUGCCAUAUUCACAGGACAGCCAGUUGAAUCCAGUCAACACAGCAUUUAGCCUAAGGACCAUCUUACCAUCUUACCUUCCACUGAAAUCACUUAAGCAGUGUCUUUUCUUUAGGUUUUAGCAUAACUUCAUGAUUUAUCUUCAAAUAUUAUAUUGUUUAGAACUCUACGGACUAGCCUUCAGCAAAAGUAGUGAAAGGAGAUACCAGUGUUAAUUUUCUAACCUGUAACAUCAGACAGUAUUAUUAUGUCACUCCGUGUCCCUGCAUAAAAAGACUAUUCAUCUUCUAAUUGUUAGUGUCCCGUCGAUCAACUGAUAAUAUUAAACCCCAGACAGCAACAUAAAUAUGGAAUAAGACUCAAUUCAGUUAACGAAUUUUAAAAAGAAGAAACAAGUGCUAAAGGUUUGUAAUAAAAAGUACUGUUAGUUACGCUCAGAUAAUUAACGGUAUUCAUAAGUUUUUGAAAUUCGCUGACAAAUAUAAAAUUUUCAGCAAACAUGUUUCAUAAUUAUGCCUACAAUUUAAUAUUACUCAGUUUUAUCGAAUGUAGGUUACAAACUUUAAUUGCCUUUUCACUGUAAACUUUGCUUUUAGGGUCCUUACUGAAAUAAUCACGUUCAGUUUAAUUUCACUUGGCACUGAACAGCAAAUUCCUUUAACCACAUCCUACAGCUAAAAGUUUAUACCACGGGCGAAGGUAAAACCUUUAAGAACUAAGAACAAACAUUAUUUUCCUUUGGAAGUAAACCCAAUUAUUGCUUAACAGUGUCACUGAAAAUAAACCAGCAAAAGUUUAUAAAAUCAUUGUUUGCCGUUUCUCAAUAACGGAAACGCCGAGUUACCGUGGAAAUAAAACCUAAUCUAACAACAGAAGAUGCUAAUGUUGUCUUGAAACCUCGGAAUGGAAAAAGUCACUUUCUUCUUACGACAUUUUAUUUUGGAGCCGAAUUUCAAACAGUUCGAAUUUACCAGACGUCGAAUUAAAUCAUUGACACGCCCAUACGAAAUAAAAUUACUUGGAAUGCGGUGAACAGCCACACAGAGCAAUCAUUCCAGACAAUUAUCCACUCAACUGCAGUGUAUACAAUCGAAUUAUAUUUAAAAUUCAGGUGUUUGAGUUGUAAAUAAACUCAGUAAGAGUUUCUUAGAUUUUAUUACGCGGUGUGGGGAGAACGUACAUAUAAAGUGUACUUAAAAUUCAAUAAAACAGCUACACAAAGCUUUGUUGCACUGGACUUAAUAGAGUUUGUUGAAACUGGCCUUUAACUGCGCUGCUCUGUUGGUAAUGGCGCUGUAUUUCCAUAGAAGAACUAAAGUUAAUAUUACGUCUCGUGCAAUUGCAUAAAUCCCAGUAGUAGGACGUAGUUAUAGUUGGCUAAAACAAAGAAAGUAAGACUCAUUUAUCAAUUUGUUCUAUUCGUCAAAUUUAGGGUGACCAAAUCAAUCAUGAUGUGAUUGGACAGUAAUGUAACACGCAUAGGACAAAUCAGUAACAGUUACGAAAUUGUAGCUGUGAAACCCGAAGCGUGGAUAAAAGGAUAUUAAAAUGUGUUUAAAACUUAUGAUGUAAUUACGUGGAUUGGGUUUAUCUGUCUUAGAAUAGAGUGCAGUGACGGACUCUUAUAAACUUGAGCAUAUUUUGAAACAAUAGAAAACAUUUUUGGCGAUAUAUUUCUGGUAGCAAUUAUUGCUUAGUGUAGCUACAGUAAAGAAGUUGGAAAUCUGAAUUUCGACCUAGAAUUUUCUCGACGUAACUUGUGAGAAGUGUGACGUCGAAAUGCAAAAUAACUGUGAUGAAACUUAGUUUUAUUUUGUGACGCAGAAAUCGGGGAUAUAAGCUGUUUAUUGUUAAUCGGGCCAUGAAAUGGAAUGGUGAAACAGUCCGAGGUGCGGUUAAAAAAGUUCUGAAAGCUGGCUGUAAAGUUCAACACAGGCUAAAUCUGUGGAAUGUCAGUACCAGUAGUACUGUACAUUUGUUUUGAAAAGCUGAAUUUAUUUAUCUGUGAUAACAUAAGUAAGAAAAAGAGAAACCUCGAACUCUAGAUGUGUUUAAUGGGGGACUAGUCGCCAGAAGGAUUAGGCGAUUCUGAGAAUUUUGAGCCAGUUUAAAGAUUGUAAGGAAAUACUUGUAGUGUGAAAUAAUCUAAUAGAUACUGAGUAAUUGUGUUGGAGUGAGGUUAAGUUGUUGACUGUGUGGAUGAUUCAAACAAGUUUUUAUUUGUUGAUACAUAUGCCCAAUUUUUGUUGACUUUCUAAACAAUACAAAUAAUUAAUUUAAGAACUUUAUAAAAACAAAAUAAAUUGGAUAGAAUGUUCUUUAUUUAAAAAGUGAAAAAAUAAAUACAUGUAACAAUCUGGAACACAGGUAGUACAUCUGCUCAAGUAAAUUCAUGUAUACUAAUAACCGAAAAAUAUUUUCCUUUCAUAGUCCAGCAGUAUUUGAUCACAGUAUCUACAUGUCUGCAGAUAUCUCUGCACAUUCUCUUACACAAACAUCAUCGCUUCUACUUUCUGUGGACGAACUUCAGUAUGCCUUGUUGUUUUGGUUGUAUUACAUUUAUAAUUAUUAAUGAAUUAUUAUUAUUAUUAUUAUUACGUUGUUGUGUAUAAAAUCCUCCAUAAUGCACUUUUAAGAUUAAUAACAAUUAACAUAAGGUACAGUUUUUUAAAACAGAUUUCUUGUAACAGUAAAGAUAAUAUUGACUCCAUGUACAUUUUAUUUGUACAUAGCUUUGUGUGAAUAGGACCAUUGCUGUCUGAUCAAUUAAACCAAGUCUAUAGACGUGUGUUUCUAA